Molecule: messenger RNA, 5339 nt
Organism: Bubalus bubalis (water buffalo)
Lineage: Eukaryota; Metazoa; Chordata; Mammalia; Artiodactyla; Bovidae
Gene: ULK4
Product: unc-51 like kinase 4
Exons: 37
Coding region: 1409-5230 (1273 amino acids)
Biological process (GO): protein phosphorylation
Molecular function (GO): protein kinase activity; ATP binding
Source: RefSeq, a predicted model, not a curated record
CUUAUUUCUGACAUUAAGGAUGAGGCUAUCAAAACUCAGAAUAAAUUAGCUGAUAUUUCAUUGUAUGUCUUGAUUAAUUAGGAAGUAAUACAUAAGGAAAUUUUUACCACAUCACAUCUCCUAAAUACAAAAAACUGAUAAUUAAGGCUAAUUUAAGACUCUUGGGAAGCCAAAAAGGGUUAGAAGUCAAAGAAUAGGAGAUAUGAUUAACCUGAGAUGAGAGACAGACACAGGUCCUACCCGUAAAGGUUUGCAAAGCGUGGUCCGUUAUCCGCAACAUUCACAUCACCUUAAUAGAUAUGAGAACUUUGGGGGCUCACCAGAUUUAUAGAAUCGGAAAUUCUGUGGGUGGGCGGGCCCUGUUUUAACCAGAGCUUCAGAUAAUUCUGAUGCCAAAGGUGAUUAUCUGUGAGCUAACUCCGUGUGGAAGAGAGGAGCUUGUGCUAACGUUUCUGGUGGUUGGAAUUUGAGAGUUUGGAGCUUCGAAAGUCAUAAUCAACUAACUCGAGAUCCGGUUUCUGGUCUUUUCUCAUGUAUAAGAAGGGAGAUAAUCCGUAACCUACUCUUUUCUAAAGGGAAGGAACCUGAGGAGAGAUUGUUACAGCCUAAGUUGCCCCUUCCACCUAAAAGGAUGGAAGAAAACUGAAGACAAUGGAGGAAGGAAGAAAUGAUGAGGGCACAAGACUGCACUGCCACUAACUAUGCAACUGCUAGCCAGGAAGGGCCCCAACGACCAGCCCCAAGCCCCGAUUCCCCCACCCACUGUUAGAUCAACGCUGUAAGACGGGCACCCCACUUCCAGACCCCAGCCAAUAGCAACACAAACUUCUCAGCCAAUCAGAGCCCUGCGCUUUUUCUGGCGUUCUGCGUGCUGCCCUGGAGACGGGUUGGACCGGUCCAAACGCGGAGCGGUGCGGAACUCGCAAGGCCGGUCACCGACGCGCUGAGCCUUGCCUUCCCAAGCACGUUCUACCCCGGUUUGGGGUCGAUCGGUGGACUCGUCCUAACGCUAGGCGCGGGGCCACUGAAGUUGACGCGGGGCCAUUGAAGUUGGCCGUAGCGGCUCCACUUCCCGGCCCCAGCCAAUGGGAACCGAAACUGCUCAGCCAAUCAGCGCUGGGCGCUCAAAGCGGCGUUCUGCGUGCUGCCUUGGAGACCGGCUGGCCGAAUCCAAACCCGGAGGGGUGCUUCACCUACACGGCCUCACGGUGUUCCUUUUGCGUCCCGCCUUGCUCCAUUGCUUCGCCCCUGGCCUUUGGCCAGUGGACUCGUCUUCAGGCUCGGGGGCCGAGACGUGAGCAUUCGAGCUAGGUAUCCCAUGGACAUGCGGAUUCUCACCAGCGAGCGAGCAGGAGUUAGAGAUGCUAUUAGACUGUCAUUUUACCGAAGGUGAGAAGUCAACCCAGAGAUGGAAAACUUCAUCCUGUAUGAGGAGAUUGGCCGAGGAAGCAAGACUGUGGUCUACAAGGGGCGACGGAAGGGGACCAUCAAUUUUGUAGCUAUUCUUUGUACUGAUAAGUGCAGGAGGCCUGAAAUAACCAACUGGGUCCGUCUCACCCAUGAAAUUAAACACAAGAACAUUGUAACUUUUCAUGAAUGGUAUGAAACCAGCAAUCAUCUCUGGCUAGUUGUGGAGCUCUGCACAGGUGGUUCUUUAGAAAUGGUUAUUGCUCAAGAUGAAAACCUCCCAGAAGAUGUAGUGAGAGAAUUUGGGAUUGACCUGCUGACUGGAUUACACCAUCUUCAUCAACUUGGCAUUCUCUUUUGUGACAUUUCUCCCAGGAAGAUACUCUUGGAAGGGCCUGGAACACUGAAGUUUAGUAAUUUUUCCUUGGCCAAAGUGGAAGGUGAAAAUUUGGAAGAGUUCUUCACCUUGGUGGCAGCAGAAGAAGGAGGAGGCGACAGCGGGGAGAAUGUAGUGAAGAAAAGCAUGAAAAGUAGAGUGAAAGGAUCUCUUACCUAUACAGCUCCAGAAAUUGUGAGGGGUACCGACUUCUCCAUCACCAGUGACCUCUGGUCCUUGGGCUGCCUGCUCUAUGAAAUGUUUUCAGGAAAGCCUCCAUUCUUCUCAGAAUGUGUCUCAGAACUAAUUGAAAAGAUUUGUUAUGAAGAUCCUUUGCCACCUAUUCCAAAAGAUUCUUCUUGUCCUAAAGCUUCUUCAGAUUUUAUUAAUUUGCUUGAUGGUUUGCUUCAAAAAGACCCUCAGAAAAGACUGACUUGGGCAGACCUGCUGCAGCAUUCAUUUUGGAAGGACGCUUUUGCUAGAAAUGAUCAGGACUCAAGCACUGAGGAUUCCAACGUCAGAAACAUGGAAUAUUCUGGGUCCCAAGAUGCCACGGAACUUCUGAAGAGCCCUCAAGGUGGACAAGCAAAGGGGGAGAAAAGUGGGCAGCGACUCAGUCACUCCUUCAGGCUGGAAAAUCCAUCUGACUUGCGGCCUAAGAGUACCCUUGGGGGUCAAUUGAAUGAGUCCAUGUUUCUUCUCAGUUCUCGUCCUACUCCAAGAACCAGCACGGCAGUGGCAUUAAGUCCUGGUGAUGCUGUGACUCAGAGUUCACCACAGAAGACUUCUCCCUUGACCAAAAUUGCAAGUGGCCACAUGAGUCAGCAGGAUCUGGAGUCCCGGAUGAGAGAGCUUAUCUACACAGACUCAGAUCUUGUCAUCACCCCAAUCAUUGACAAUCCGAAGAUUAUGAAACAACCACCAAUUAAAUAUGAUCCAAAAAUAUUGCAUCUACCAGCACAUUCAGUGGAUAAAUUAAUAUUUCUAGAAGACCAGGAUUGGAAUGAUUUUCUGCAACAAGUGUGCUCGCAGAUCGACUCCACUGAGAAGAGUACGGGGGCCUCCCGAGCCAAGCUGAAUCUCCUCUGCUACCUGUGCGUGGUAGCUGGGCACAGGGAGGUGGCCACCAGGCUCCUCCACUCCCCGCUGUUCCAGUUGCUAAUCCAGCAUUUGCGAAUAGCUCCAAACUGGGAUAUAAGGGCCAAGGUCGCUCGGGUGAUUGGUUUACUGGCCUCACACACAUCUGAGCUCCAGAAAAAUGCACCUGUUAUUGAGGCAAUCACUCUCUUAACUGAAUUAAUCAGGGAAAAUUUCAGGAACAGCAAAUUGAAACAGUGCCUUUUACCAACCCUGGGAGAGCUGAUCUAUCUUAUAGCUACCGAGGAAGAAAAAAAAAAGCACCCCCGAGAAUGCUGGGCUGUUCCCUUGGCUGCAUACACGGUGCUAAUGAGGUGCCUUCGGGAAGGGGAGGAGCGUGUUGUGAAUCACAUGGCAGCAAAGAUUAUUGAAAAUGUCUGCACUACGUUUUCUGCUCAGGCCCAGGGCUUUAUUACUGGGGAAAUUGGGCCUGUUUUAUGGUACCUAUUCAAACAUUCCACGGUUGAUUCUCUUAGGAUAACAGCAAUAUCGGCCUUGUGUAGAAUCACUCGCCAUUCUCCUACUGCCUUCCAGAAUGUUAUUGAGAAGGUGGGACUGACCUCGGUAAUAAACUCCCUGGCCUCUGCCAUCUGCAAAGUCCAGCAGUACAUGUUGACCUUAUUCAGUGCAAUGCUGUCCUGUGGGAUUCAUCUUCAGAGGCUAAUCCAAGAAAAGGACUUUGUAUCUACAAUUAUCCGUUUACUGGACAGCCCCUCCACUUCCAUUAGAGCCAAAGCCUUUCUGGUUCUUUUAUAUAUUUUGAUUCAUAACCACGAGAUGCUGCUGCUCAGCUGCCAAGCAAGGCUGGUGAUGUACAUCGAGAGAGACAGCAGAAAGACCACUCCAGGCAAGGAGCAGCAAAGCGGCAGUGAAUACCUGUCCCGAUGCCUUGACCUGCUCAUCCGUCACCUGGUGCAGGAGCUGCCACGUAUCCUGGGUGACAUUCUUAACGCCCUGGCUAACGUUUCUGGUCGUAAACACCCAUCCACAGUUCAAGCAAAGCAGCUGAAGAUGUGUCUCCCCCUCAUGCCUGUAGUGCUUCACCUGGUAACGUCUCAGGUAUUUCGACCUCAAGUUGUAACAGAAGAGUUCCUUUUCAGUUAUGGAACUAUUCUUAGUCAUAUUAAAUCAAUAGACUCAGGAGAAACUAACAUAGAUGGAGCUGUAGGACUGAUGGCAUCAGAAGAAUUUAUCAAGAUCACGCUAUCGGCUUUUGAAGCAGUGAUACAGUAUCCUAUUUUAUUGAAAGACUGUUGCUCUACGGUGGUUGAUUAUAUCCUGCCCCCCUUGGUGUCAUUGGUUCAAAGCCAGAAUGUGGAGUGGAGACUCUUCAGCUUGCGGCUACUCUCAGAAACCACAUCUCUGCUUGUGAACCAGGAGCCUGACGACAGCAAGGAGGUGGUGAAUGUCGACUCUGACAACAAUCUUCUGGCUCUAAUUAGAGAUGUCUUACUUCCCCAGUAUGAACACAUCCUCACGGAGCCGGACCCUGUACCAGCAUAUGCUCUGAAGCUGCUAGUUGCCAUGACUGAGCACAACCCAACUUUUACCAGACUUGUAGAAGACAGCAAACUGAUCCCACGGAUUUUUGAAGUAAUUCUGGAACAUCAGGAGAACAUUCUGGGUAACACCAUGCAAAGUGUGGUUGCAUUGCUCAACAAUCUGGUUGCCUGCAAAGAUUCGAAUAUGAAGCUACUUUACGAACAAGGACUGGUCCGUCACGUCUGCAGCCUGUUCACUGAGACUGCCACACUGUGUUUGGAUGUGGACAACAAAAGCAACAACGACACUGCAGCCGCCUUGCUGUUCUCCCUGCUGGACAUUCUGCACGGCAUGCUGACCUACACCUCUGGGGUCGUGCGGCUGGCUCUGCAGGCACAGAAAUCCGGCUCAGGAGGGAGCACUCAGGCUGCGGAAGACCUGCUGCUGCUCGGCAAGCCUCUCAUAGACCUCGUCAGCCUGCUCAUCCCGCUGCUUCCUAACGAGGAUCCGGAAAUUUUUGAAGUUUCAUCCAAGUGUCUGUCUAUACUGGUUCAGUUGUAUGGAGGGGAAAACCCAGAGAGCCUGUCUCCUGAAAAUGCAGAGACCUUCGCUGAUUUACUGACAUCCAAAGAGGACCCAAAGGACCAGAAGCUUCUGUUGAGGAUUCUCAGAAGAAUGAUCACCUCCAACGAGAAGCACCUGGAGAGUCUCAAGAGCGCAGGGAACCUCCUGCGGGCUCUGGAGGGGCUGGCCCCGGCCGGGGGGUCAUCGGCCAACAGCGCAGUGGCGUCCUUGGCCCUGGAGAUCCUCCAAGCUGCUGGACACUAGGCAAGAAGGCACUCAGCACAGUCCUCUGCGGCCGCCACCCCCGGCUACACACACUCCACAGGUCACCCACAGCUCUGUGUGGAUCCAAUAAAGUCAGCUGAAUCCAGAA